AUGGGAUCUUCAUGUACUGUGAAAAUCCUUGAGAUUGCUCAAAUCAAACCAUCCCUUGAAUUACCGAACUGUACCAUUGAAUUCUCUUUGCCGCUCACUUUCUUCGACAGUUUCUGGUUCACAUUCCCACCAGUUGAGGGACUCCUUUUUUACAACCUUAACGACUUAACCCCUGCAGAUUUCAGCUCAGAAAUCCUCACCAAACUCAAGCAAUCUCUUUCUCUAACGCUGCGUCAUUACCUCCCCGUCGCUGGAAGCCUCAAGUGGCCAUCAGAUGCCCCCAGACCCUUCAUUUUGUACGCUCCGGAUGAUGGAGUUUCAGUCAUAGUUGCCGAGUCUGAUGCAGACUUUCACCGUCUCUCCAGCAAUGGAAUCUAUGAAGCUGUUGAGUUACAUCCUUUAAUACCCCACCUGAGAUCCUCAGAUGAUUCUGCAUCAAUUCUAGCUAUUCAAAUAACAUUUUUUCCUAGUCAAGGUUUUUCCAUUGGAAUCACAGCUCAUCAUACAGUUCUUGAAGGAAAAACUACAUCCAUGUUUAUGAAAUCCUGGGCUUACCUAUGCAGGCUAGGGAAUAAAGAAAACCCUGGGUUGCCACUAGAACUAAUCCCAUAUUUUGAUAGGGAAAUUAUCAAAGAUCCUACAGGGCAUGACCUUGAUAUUCUAUACUUGAACCAACGUUUAAUAUGUUCUAAUGGUAAUAAAAGCUUGAAGGUUCCAACAAACAAAAGAGCAACUCCUAAUCUAGUUCGAGCCACAGUUACGCUUAGUCAGGAAGAUUUCAAGAAAAUGAGGGAAAAGGUCUUGUCUAAAUCACCUGAUAGCUCAAAAAUUCCGCCUUUAUCAGAUUUUGCGCUUACUCUGGGUUAUGUAGCUAGUUGCAUUGUCAAAGCAAGAGGUGGAGCAGAAACCUAUUUUGGAAACUGUAAUGUUAUUCUAGCAGAUAUAUCAGAGGCCGGAGGUUACAUGGACUUCGAAAACGGGAUUGCAUUUGGUGCAGUAAAAGUAAGCAAUAUGGUGAAGGGAUUAAAAGAGAAAGGGGUUUUCGAAGGAGCAAAAGAUAGGCUGGCACCCCUUUUCAAAAUAGCUAAGGAGCCACCAGGAUCCGUGCAAAAACUUAUAGUUGCUGGAUCGCCACGAUUUGAUCUUUACAAAACCGAUUUUGGAUGGGGAAGGCCGUGGAAAGUGGUGCUUGUUUCCAUUGAUAAGAAUGAAGCUAUUUCCAUGGCUGAAAGUAGAGAUGGGAAUAGAGGAAUAGAAGUUGGCUUGGCCUUGAAGAAGCCUGAAAUGGAGCGGUUUCUCUCCAUGUUUCUCAAAGAUGUUUAA
This is a messenger RNA of Gossypium arboreum, 1323 nucleotides long. RefSeq names its product malonyl-CoA:anthocyanidin 5-O-glucoside-6''-O-malonyltransferase-like. The record is from RefSeq and is a predicted model, not a curated record. Bases 1 to 1323 code for a protein of 440 amino acids. The transcript has 2 exons. NCBI's taxonomy places the organism in Eukaryota, Viridiplantae, Streptophyta, Magnoliopsida, Malvales, Malvaceae.